CACCAACCCAGUCUCCCCAUCAAGCAGCCCGGGUAUCUCUGGUUCACCUAGAACCUCAGCAGGAGCAAAUAACCGAGGAUGAAGCUGUCCAUUGGAAUCAUUCUCUGCUUCCUUUUCCUGGGAGAUCAGAGCGAGGGAUUUUUAUCAUUCAUCAAGGAAGCUGGUCAAGGGACUAGAGACAUGUGGCGAGCUUACUCUGACAUGAAAGAAGCCAACUGGAUAGGGGCAGAUAAAUACUUCCACGCCCGGGGAAACUAUGAUGCAGCCCAAAGAGGACCUGGGGGCGUCUGGGCUGCUAAAGUGAUCAGUGAUGCCAGAGAGAAUUUUCAGAGAUUGACAGGCCGUGGAGCAGAGGAUUGGAGGGCUGACCAAUUUGCCAAUGAAUGGGGCCGGAGUGGCAAGGACCCCAAUCACUUCAGACCUGAUGGCUUGCCCAGUAAAUACUGAGUAUUCUACUCAUUGGGU
This is a messenger RNA of Dipodomys spectabilis (banner-tailed kangaroo rat), 465 nucleotides long. RefSeq names its product serum amyloid A-3 protein-like. The record is from RefSeq and is a predicted model, not a curated record. The transcript has 4 exons. Lineage: Eukaryota; Metazoa; Chordata; Mammalia; Rodentia; Heteromyidae. The coding region runs from base 79 to 447 and encodes 122 amino acids. Gene Ontology annotation, cellular component: extracellular region.